UCGAAUUAGUGGACAGUAUGAAGUCAACUACUCUGGUAGUACUUUCUAUACUCUUUCUUAGUGGAUUGCUGGCGGCUCCCCGACAAGCAAUCGUUCCUCAUGUCAUUAAUGGAACACCAUUAGUAGUCCAGCAUGCAGCAGCAGUGUUCGCUAUCACCGAAAAUGGCGAUGGAUAUUUUGGCGGUGGAAGUAUUGUUUCCGACCGUCAUAUAGUCACCGGAGCAAACCUACUCUUUGACGCUACUAGCGUACGUGUUGGCUAUGGCAGCACCUCUCUCUCAUCGUUAACAGCAGUAACUACAACAUCAUUUGUUAUUCAUCAAGGUUUCAACCGGACAACGAUGGACAAUGAUAUUGCGAUUGUGUUUCUUCCUUUUGCUAAUCGAAUUGUCUUUUCUGAUGCUGUUCGAGCAAUAGCCUUACCCACAUCAGCUCCCGCAGCAGGUUUAGCAGGAUCAUUGGGUGGAUUUGGUUUCACAGAGUCGAAUGCCCCAGGAUUUAGUGACACGUUGCUGGUCGCAAACCUUAUCACAGUAGACAAUUCUGUUUGCACGGCACAUUGGCCAAGCUUGACAUUAACAACCCAAUUUUGUGCCAAUGGUGCUCCAAGUCCGGUAAUACCUUCAUUGAUUACCAACAUCUGUGCUGGUGACUAUGGUGCUGGUUUUUACACUGGCGACGGUAUGAUAACAACGACUACCACUACAACUACGACAACGACGACGACCACGACGACGACGACUGAAGACCCCGACGGAGUACUAUCGGUAGUAGAACCAGCAUCAGAAGAAGACGAUGAAACCGAAGAUGAUGGAAUCGAAGACGAUGAAACCGAAGACGAUGAAACCGAAGAUUAUGAGACUCAAUCCGACGAGAUUAAGCCAUUCGAUGCGACAAUUGUUAGGAGUGUAUCAGUGUCUGAGGGCGAACAAGAAGAACCAGUUCUGGUUGGAAUCGCUUCUGUUGUUGGAGACUGGUGGGAAUGCAAUCCGGAAGAUCCUCGUACUUACACCAUAGUCUUCGAUUAUGUUUCUUGGAUCCAAGAUCUAACGGGAAUCGAGGUCUAACGACAAGGGUUCUUUAACGUUAUAACUUUAUAGAGUUCCAAGUUGUAACGUUAUCCUUUGAACCUUUUGUCUUUUCGUUACAAUUCCUAACGUUGCCGGAAACCUGCUAACGACGGCUGUAAUAAUCAACUUUUAACGAAUAAACAAUUUGCCGACAGUUACUUU
Messenger RNA from Bradysia coprophila, 1232 nucleotides. Its product is annotated as trypsin beta-like. Gene Ontology annotation, molecular function: serine-type endopeptidase activity. Gene Ontology annotation, biological process: proteolysis. NCBI's taxonomy places the organism in Eukaryota, Metazoa, Arthropoda, Insecta, Diptera, Sciaridae. The record is from RefSeq and is a predicted model, not a curated record.